This is a messenger RNA of Aspergillus bombycis, 495 nucleotides long. RefSeq names its product protein mmf1. Gene Ontology annotation, cellular component: mitochondrion; cytosol. Lineage: Eukaryota; Fungi; Ascomycota; Eurotiomycetes; Eurotiales; Aspergillaceae. The transcript has 2 exons. Bases 1 to 495 code for a protein of 164 amino acids. Gene Ontology annotation, molecular function: deaminase activity. The record is from RefSeq and is a predicted model, not a curated record.
AUGUGGAAGCCAAAUCGAACUCCCGUCCGCACGCAGGACGCGCCGUUGCCGCCGUCCUUCCUCUCCCAGGCCAUCGUGGCCGGCCAGCAGGUCUACUGCUCGGGACAAGUGGGAGUGAGUCCCAGCACAGGAAAGAUGGUCGAGGGACCCAUCCAGGAGCGAACGAAACAAAUCCUCCGCAACUUGAGCGCCGUCCUCACCGCGGGUGGCUCGAGCCUCCAAGACGUGGUGAAGGUGAACAUCUUCCUGGCCGACAUGGGGGAUUUUGCGGCGGUGAACGAAGUCUACGAGACGUUUUUCCAGGAUCCCAAGCCGGUAAGUGCUGGUUUUCGUUUUUUCUACGUGCUCUUGUGGGGAGUGAAUUGGAUACGCGUGCUGACUGAUCUCGAGGCGCGGACGUGUGUGGCUGUCAAGACGUUGCCGUUGGGCACGGAUGUUGAGAUUGAGUGUACGGGCUUGGUGACGAAGAGAACCCCUGGGGGUUCGCGUCUAUGA